UAGAUGGCGCCCCUGCCCAGCCUGCUCCGCGGCGCCGAGACAGCUGAGUCACACAUACAUUUAGAGCCAGAUAAAUAGAUACUGUGCUAAAAAAAAGAGCGACUACAGUCAAGACAUUGCCGUGAAUACACCGGGUUUUUUUUAGCCAAACCGCCUCUGACUCCGCGUCGAAAAAUGCUGACGAUAACGCUGAAGACCCUCCAACAGCAAACGUUCAAAAUAGAAAUAGACCCAGAAUUGACGGUGGAAGCCCUGAAGGAGAAAAUAGAGGAAGACAGAGGAAAAGAUGCGUUUCCUGCUGCUGGACAGAAACUCAUUUAUGCAGGCAAAAUCUUAAAUGAUGACACCCCGCUGAAAGAGUACAAAAUUGACGAGAAGAACUUUGUGGUGGUCAUGGUUACCAAGCCUAAACCUGCCCCUUCUCCACAAGCAGCCCCUCAGCCAACUCCCCAGCCAACUGCAGCUCCAGCACCACCCUCAGCCUCAGACCCAGCACAAGCCUGUGGCCCAACACUAGUGCCCUCCACACCCACACACACAGCAUCUGCACCCACACCUGCCCCGCAGUCAGUGCCUCCUUCUGAAUCCCCGCCCCCAGCGGCAGAAAACACCACGCCUGCUUCUGCUGAAGCAGUAGCAGCCCCAGACUCAAACACUGCUUCGGCCUCAGAUGCCACUCUAGCCUCUGCCCUGGUUGCGAAAGUUGAUAAGACAGCUCUGACCUCGGUCCCUGCAGACCACCCCACCCCUGCUUCCCAGCCAGAAGAGAAGCCAAGGGAAGACCCUGAGAAUGAACCGUCUGCCCCUGCAACAGUCCACCCCUCUGCCUCCAGCCUCGUUGAUGAACUGGGUCUCCUUGAAGAAGCAGCAUCAAUACUGGUAACGGGACCAGCCUAUGAGAAUCUGGUGUCAGAGAUUAUGUCUAUGGGUUAUGAGCGGGAGAAGGUAGUGGCUGCACUCAGAGCCAGUUACAAUAACCCAGACCGAGCAGUGGAGUAUAUACUCUUGGGUAUUCCAGCGGAGGCCAAUGAUCUUCCAUCUCAGGAGCCAGUUAGACAUAGUGCUCCAUCCAACCUCCUCACUCCUGCUACACAACAACCACGGCAGCCCCCAGCAGCCUCAACAGGGCCAGUGUCUGGCAGCCAACCUGCCCCAGCAGGGCCAGUGUCUGGCAGCCAACCUGCCCCAGCAGGGCCAGUGUCUGGCAGCCAACCUGCCCCAGCAGGGCCAGUGUCUGGCAGCCAACCUGCCCCUGCAGGUGGAGGUUCUGUCUCAACAGGGAACCCUCUGGAGUUCCUGAGGAACCAGCCUCAGUUCCAGCAGAUGAGGCAGAUCAUCCAGCAGAACCCAGCCCUUCUACCAGCCCUGCUGCAGCAGCUGGGCAGAGACAACCCGCAGCUGUUGCAGCAAAUCACGCAACACCAGGAGCGUUUUGUGCAGAUGCUGAAUGAGCCACGAGGUGGAGACACGGGAGGGGAAGGGGCCGAGGCCCAGGGGUCCCCGCACACCAACUACAUCCAGGUCACCCAACAGGAGAAGGAGGCUAUUGAGAGGUUAAAAGCGCUGGGCUUCCCAGAAGGCCUAGUCAUCCAGGCUUACUUCGCCUGCGAGAAGAAUGAGAAUCUGGCCGCUAACUUCCUCCUACAGCAAACAUGGGACGAUGAGUAACCACACAUCACGUGACACAUCACCGUCCAACUGAGGGCUGCAGAGUGGAUGACAGUGCUGCACGAGGUCCCACAGGGAGGAACAAGGACAGGAGAGGAAGAGGACAUUUUAUUUCAUGCCAUGUGACUGUGGUCUGAUGAUGGUGAUGAUGAUGAUAAAGUUCAAAGUUAGCUGCCUACUUUUCCAUUCUGCUGUGAUGAUCAUCAUAGGAGCUUACUCUGAGCUGUGCCUCACUGCUGCUACAUCGUUACUGCUGCCGCUUGUGCCGAGUGAUGUGCCCAGAGAAAGUCACGCCAGAAAAUACGUCAGCAGUCUGCAUCACCUUCACGGGCUGAAGGCUUUUAUUUAGAGGGUUUCAGCUGCAGUCAGCUCUCAGGCUGCCGGUAGAACAUGGUAGACUACUGUACAUGCACAGUAUAUUCAUCUCAGAGUGAGUGAAUAUACACAUUCAUUCACACUCAUUUUCAACAUGUGUGUAUGCAAACCCUCCAUGUUGGAUUUAUUGGAAAAUGUGAUGCAAACUGUUGACUGCACUGUUUGAGAGCUAGCAUUGCUUUAUAUUAAAGUUCAGGUCCGACCAUUUCUUCUGCUUCUUUUAUCCUCUGAAAAAACAUUGACUGAAUGAGUCCAAACAGCACAAAUGUGUGCUUCAGCUGCUGUUUUGACGUUUCGUUAACCAUGCAGAUGUGGUUUUAUCAGUGGAACAUGAAAACUGCAUGGCGAUUGAAAUUGCUACAGGAGUAUCUGAAACUUUAUGGCCCGUUCCUACCAGUAAAAGAUAAAUUAAAUAAAAUGCUAGGAAUGACAAUGAUUCAAAAUACUUAAAUGACUUAAAUUUAAAGCUUCAGUAGGUAACUUUAAUAAAAAUAACUUUUUAGUUACAGUUGACUGUUGAGUCUCAUUCUCAGGUCAACAAAUACCAAUGCUCGGAAUGAAACUCCACAAAAAACUAUAUUCAAGGCUCCAACCCAAAGUGUCUUUCUAUCUUUCUUGGCUCUGAUUGGUUGUUUUCAUUCAGGCCGAAUGGAUUCUUGCAAAUGCCAUUAGGAGCACUAGGAGGAACCUGACUUUUUCAUAGACUAUGGUCUCAUGUGCUGCUGUCAGGAUAUAGUGAAAGUUUCAGCAAAUAUGAAAAAAGUUAUUUUUAGAAAAGUUACCUACUGCAACUUUAAAUCCAAUUUUUGGCUAGAGUCCAGAUUACAAGACAGUAAGUGAAUGUCACUGUUUGAAGUUUUUUUUAUUAGUUUUAAAAUCAUUUUGACUUUCUCAGAAUUUUGCAUUAGUAUCUCAUAAUUUUGACUUAAAAAUUAAAAAAAAGUUGACUUGUUGAAUCAUUUAUUACUUAGUAUCAAAAUGUAUUUACUUUCUUUAUUUUGACUCACUGACUUUGACUUACUUCUGUGUCGGAGUAUUUUUAUUUGUAUUAUUUCCAACUGUUGCUUCUUUCUUUUUUGUUGAUUAUUAUAAUUUAUUUUUCUUUUCUUUCUUUUUUUUGCAGAAAUGGGCUUCCAAAAUUUGUAGACAUCCAAAGUUUGAUCAAAUCUGUCUGGGUGGUUGCACUCCAUUUGGAACAUUCAAUCAUAGUAUUUUAUCAUUGCUUGUUAUGUGGAUUAUGUGUGCUGUGGUAUUGUGUUUAGUGGGAGAAGAGGGGACACCCAGAUGCAGCGCUUUGCUUGUAUUGCCAUCAUGGUCUUUUGCAGUGGUGGGUUUGUUUCUUUUCUUAUUUUGCAGAUGAUGGUAACUGAAGGUUUAUUGUGAGGUGCCACAUAGCAUGCUUUGUGAGUUUGACUUUUUAUUUUAAAGAAAAGUUGUUUCCUUAGCUGGAAUGUUCAAACAUCGUCCACCAGCUACUUUCAGACAAUCUGUUUUUGUUCAGUUUGUCUCAUAUCACAUAUUCUAUGCAUCUUAAAGCUGUAAGAGCCAUUGCUCCUUCAUGCCUUAUGGGUUGUUAAAGACUUGAACAUGUUUCAUUUUACAAAUGGUGUGGUAGUACAAUAUAGUGUUUCAGAUAUCUCACAGAGUGUCAUCGAAUUUAGAGUUUUAAUUAUUGAUGAUUAAUCAGUUAUUGUUUUGGUCACCUAAAGGGAUUUUAGAUAAGUGCUAAAAGCCAAAACAAAACAAAUAUUUUUUCAACUUUCAGCAUGUGCUUUGCUGUUUCUCAUUUUACUUCUCUUUAUUGUGUUUGAACUUGAAAUGACUGGAAGUUUUGUAUUAUAUUGUAAAUGGGGUCUACAAUUUUGGGGAAAAGGCACUUUACUAUGACAAAUGCUGCUCUUUAGCUGUGAGGGGUUGUUGGUUGCAUGAGAUUGUUACAGUUAUUUAUAGCAUGGCAGUGGGUUAGGAAUGAUGAAACCACCAGUGUGGUGUUGCUCUCAUCUCAGUUUUUGUUUUGUUUUUAGGUUUAUAAAAAAUAUAACCUUAAAUACACCAGUUGAGGUUUUGCUGAAUACUUGUGAAAAACGUAUGUUUCAGCACUGUGUAAAAUAAAUGGCUUUUACAAAGUA
This is a messenger RNA of Dicentrarchus labrax (European seabass), 4172 nucleotides long. RefSeq names its product RAD23 homolog A, nucleotide excision repair protein b (gene rad23ab). NCBI's taxonomy places the organism in Eukaryota, Metazoa, Chordata, Actinopteri, Moronidae. Bases 175 to 1668 code for a protein of 497 amino acids. Gene Ontology annotation, molecular function: polyubiquitin modification-dependent protein binding; proteasome binding; ubiquitin binding. Gene Ontology annotation, biological process: nucleotide-excision repair; proteasome-mediated ubiquitin-dependent protein catabolic process. The transcript has 10 exons. Gene Ontology annotation, cellular component: nucleoplasm; cytosol. The record is from RefSeq and is a predicted model, not a curated record.